Molecule: messenger RNA, 2912 nt
Organism: Penaeus vannamei (Pacific white shrimp)
Lineage: Eukaryota; Metazoa; Arthropoda; Malacostraca; Decapoda; Penaeidae
Biological process (GO): positive regulation of transcription by RNA polymerase II; negative regulation of transcription by RNA polymerase II; cell differentiation
Molecular function (GO): RNA polymerase II cis-regulatory region sequence-specific DNA binding; zinc ion binding; nuclear receptor activity
Source: RefSeq, a predicted model, not a curated record
ACAGUUCCAGUGAUAACAGUGAAUCUACAGUGAAGAACAGCUCAGAGAUGCACUAAGUGAGCAAUUAAGGCACCUGAACAAUUGAACAGCUGAACAAACGACUGAACACGGCAAAUCAUCACUAGCUCCUUGAACGACAGAGCUUAAACAAAAUCGACUGAACAAGCAAUCCUAACAAGGCAAUCAAACAUGGACGCAAACAAAGCUGGUGGUUUGGUUAACUAUGUGACCGAUAAUUCGACCAGGUGUUCUGCAGCAACCAAGGACAAGUCACGCAAGGCGUGUGGCGUGUGCGGGGACGUGGCCAAAAGCAUGCACUUCGGCGCCGUCUGCUGCGACUCCUGCAAGGCCUUCUUCAGGAGGAGUGUCCAGAGUUCGAUGUGGGAGACCUUCCUCUGCAUCAAGGACGGGGAGUGCGAGGUCACGCAGAACAGGAGGUGCUGCCAGGCGUGCAGAUUCUCCUUGUGUCGAAAAAUCGGUAUGGACCCUUCGCUAGUGAUGAGCGAAGAGGACAGGAAGCUCCUGAUGUCUCGACGGCUGGAGAAGAAGAGACAGCAGCUCCUGGAGCACCACCGCAUAAAACAGCUCAGUCUCCUCGGAAGCCACGAACCGAGCGAUGAUGAGAGCAACCAAGAAGAAAGAGCGACGUCUUCAGGAGAGCCAAGUGAGGACAUGGAAGUGAAGUGGGACAGCAAGACGGACAGUGUUGAAAACUCUUCGUCAGCACUGGUAAAGGACGAAGUAAAAGAAGAGCAGAUGGAGGAGGACGAGUUGGAUGUGGCUGAGGUCGGGCCAAUGGUAGUGGACCAGGUGAAGGUGGAACGAGACUACGGUGAGAGGAUGGACGAGUGUAGACUUCCUCGGGAAGAUCUUGAGAGAAUUACUAUGCUACAGAAACUCCUGAGGAGAGGUCUCACUUUCCCCGAGUUCCCGCAGCAUUACUAUGAAGAAGGCGCAGACGUGAUGGAGCACCUUUUCUUCGUCUUCUGCAAGGGCAUGGGCAACUUCUUCAGUCUCAUACCCGACUUCCGCGAGCUCCAGACACAGGACAGGAACAUGCUACUGAAGGAUGCAGUGUCAAAGGCGAUAUUCAUAUUUGGGGCACACCAGUUCCAGCAGGACUACGAGUGCUGGCCGCGAAAACUCUUGUCGCCAUCUUGCUCGUUCCCUAAAAUCACGAUGGCAACGGUUGAAAAGUUCUUGGGAGACGAGGACAUUCUGUUCAAACUGAAGGGCUUCAUGCAUAGAUUCCGGCCUUUCUUCGAGGAUGAGGUGUUGAUGCUCCUGAGUCUUCUGGUGGCAGUGUUCGACCAAGAGGGACCCUCGAUUCCAGUUAGCACGGAAGUCGCAGAAAGAAGAGAUAGAUACCUAAGGCUACUGCAAGAUUACGUACAGCAGCGCGACGCUACAGUCCCUCUGGCCUCGUUCAUGUCGGAGCUCUGGACUUGUUUCCAGGACGUCCGGGAGUUGGUGGAGUGCCUCAAGAACACCAGUAAUAAAGAGAAAGAAACACCUGCUCGCACCUCCGACGAAAGGGCGUUUGCUAGUUCAUUACACGACCUCGGAGGAGACUCGAGGCUGCCCCCGAAGAAGGCAUUCCACAAGAAGGCCAGCAAAGGGAAUGGACUUGAUUCCCCAGACGUUAUCUUUCUCGAGAAAGUAGAAAACUCAUAUACCUGGGAAGACGCACGAUCAGCAUCGGGCACACCAACGGAAAAUCAUGUUCCUCAUCAAGACCAUGACUACCAGAGACCAAGCUCCUUCACGCCCGAAACUCCUCUGGAAAGGAGGCAGACGCAAGAGGCCCCACCGAUUCUAAGAACGAAAGAGCUGGAUAUCAUACCACUGCCUGCAGGUAUUCAGCCACAGUAUAGAAGUCCCCGAGGAGAGGGUCCUUACACGUCCACUAGGAGUUACAGAGAAAUUCCACCGAUAAGAGGAAACAGGAGCUGGUCUCUGAGGGAGCACGUGGUUGAUAGCAUGGCUUUCCCUCUCUCGAAAGACGUUGACCUUAUCAGACAGCCACGGGAUUUUACGAGGAAGUUACAGCCACCAUCGCAUUACCGGAGUCCACCGCCUCGGAAAGUGCGUUCGGUACCCUGCAGCCAGAACACGUUACUCCGAGAAAUCUAUUCCCAACCCUACAGCCAAAUUCCCCAAGGGGUGUUUUCGCCUCCCAACAGCCGAAGCCCUGGGUCUUCACAGAUGUGCCCUUUGCAACCGGAUCUGACGAGGGACACUUCAUGCCAAACUCAGAACUACCACCCUGAAGACAGCCAGUCCUUCCGAUUAAGAGUACUCCCCUACCAAGAGGAACCACGGCCAUCUUCGACCUCCUCCUCAGCCUCCUCCUCCUCCUCAGCCUCCUCCUCCUCGUCUUCCAGAGAGUCCCCAAUGACGCACGUAUGUCAGGGUCUAAACAGACUGUCUGCGAGCGAGGACGAACAGAUACUGCAGGCCAUCCAGGGAGUUCUGCCACCUCGACUUGUCACGCAUCUGGCAACAAAACUUGCUUUUGCGCGGAGGACACGGUAAAAUGGCUUGUAAAUAAGGACAAAUCUAUUUGUAUGUAUUAGGUUUGUGAGGUAGAAGAAAAGAUGUAUAUAUGAAGAAAAAGAUGUAGAUAUAGAUAGAUUUGUAGAUUUAUAUGUGUAAAGAGUCGAGGUAAUUUCCUCUUAUUUCUGACAUUUUGAAUCCAGAUAUUCAGACAAACAAAUGUUCCUAGUAGUUACAUCAAUUUACAUAUCUGUACGUGAAUGAAUCGUACUAAAAAGAAUACUAUAAAAUGAACGCCUUUAAAAUGUUUGAUGUAAUAACACCCAUAAAUGUAUAAAAGUCUUGUUAUAAUGAUACUGAUAAUAUUUGUGUCAUUAUCAUUAUGAUCAUUGUUAAUAAUGUUUUUAUCAUUACUA